Molecule: messenger RNA, 2103 nt
Organism: Didymosphaeria variabile
Lineage: Eukaryota; Fungi; Ascomycota; Dothideomycetes; Pleosporales; Didymosphaeriaceae
Gene: SRC1
Product: inner nuclear membrane protein enriched at telomere/subtelomere region
Exons: 2
Coding region: 1-2103 (700 amino acids)
Cellular component (GO): nuclear inner membrane
Molecular function (GO): chromatin binding
Source: RefSeq, a predicted model, not a curated record
AUGGCCGACGCACGCGGCGAAUACUGGUACCUUGACGACGGCGUCGAGCCCACCAAGAUCACGGUGCCGGAGCUGCGGAGCAUUCUGCUCAAGCAUGGCGUGCACUAUCCCGCCUCGGCGAAGAAGCCUGCGCUCGUCGAACUCUUUGCCGCCAACGUGCUGCCUCAAGCUGCGAAGAUCCAGCGGGCAGCCGCGCGAACAGUGCGGUCUACGCGCGGCAUAGUCGAUGUGCCUUCCAGUUCCGCGAGCACCACCACGACCGACGACACGGGCGACGACACCUUAAUUCCGCCGCCACCAGCACCAAGGCCGGCGUCGCGGCGUAGGACCCGAGCGGCUACAGCAGAGCACGAGGACGAGAAGCCUGCACCUGCGCCUGCCCGCACACCUGCACGUCGAGCGAAAACACCGUCGCAGACAGUUCCGAACAAGCAUGCUCGCGAAUCCGAUGCAGACGCCGAUGGGCAGCCAGCGCAUCAGCGCACCCGGAAGAGCCUUGCGCCACAAGUCAAGGAGCCGACACCAGACCCAGAGGCGUGGCACCGUCCAGCUGCGGAUAGCCCCUUCACACAGGACAACCCUUUUCAAAGCGGUAGCUCUCCGCCAAACCCCGAAUCGCAUGCGCGCGAUCGACGAAGAAAGACCAUGGGCUUUGAACAGAAGGACAGACGCAAGAGCGAUGCGAACCGUAGGAAAACGUAUCAGCCCCAAGCAAGCCAACAAGAGGACGGCGUUGUCGUCCCUACUCGGAAAACCUUCGAGAUGCCUGUUUCUCGUGUGAAGAAAGAGGAGGCAGUAGUCGCUGUGCCCGAUAGCGGCGAUGAAGGCGAGGAAGGCGAGGAGUACACACCAGAAGAGCAGUUAGAGCUGGUUCGAGAACGCGCUAAGAAUGGCGAGGUGGAUAUCCUGCCUUCAAGACGACGCAGAGAUCCUCAUAAAACCGCCAGCACUGUCCAAGCGUUCCUGCUCACAUUCAUUACGACCGCGUUCGCCGUUCUUGGUGGAGUCUGGCGAGAAGAGAAGUUUGCAAUCGGCUUCUGCAACACCGGCUCUGUCGCGCCCACGGCAAUCGCUGGUGUCGAACUCCCGGAGUUUGCCACCGGUCUUCUUCCGCAGUGCGAACCAUGUCCGCCUCAUGCGUACUGCUACCCUAAAUUGCAGGUUGAGUGUGAGAAAGACUUCAUCAAGAAGUACCACCCACUAUCAUUUGGAGGCGUCCUUCCUCUACCACCUACCUGUGAGCCAGACACAGAGAAGACGCGGAAGGUCACCCAGGUGGCUGAUCACGCUGUGCAAAUGCUACGGCAACGACGCGCACAAUUCGAGUGUGGCGAGGACGAUGCGCAGGGCAAGGUCGUGCAGAGCCCUGAGGUCAGCAUUGCGGACCUGAAGGCAGGAUUGUUAGCCAAGAAAAGCAAGAGUUUAUCGAAUGCCGAAUUCGAGGAUCUAUUUGCCAAAGCUAUCGGCGAAAUACCGGGAAGGCAGGAAGUGGUUGAGAAGAGCGACGGAACUACCGGAGAACGUCGGCUCGCCUCAACCUCUCUCUCAGAGCUCACCCUCGCUUGCAGCAUCCGACGAUCCCUACGAGAAUCACUUGAACGACAUCUUCUCCAGAUUGUAGGCGUCAUCCUGUUCAUCGCGAGUGGAGCGUACGGCAGAUAUGUCAUUACGUCUAAUCGAGCUAUCGAAGCUCGAGCGAAGCAAUUGGCCAGCGACGUCUUCGAUCGCCUCGCCAAUCAAGCCGCCCUGGCUCAUCAAGAACCAGGCGCAUACCAGGACCGCGGUCUCAGCAUGAACCAACUCCGAGACGAUGUUCUUCGCAAUGAAUUUUCGUCUUCGCGGCGCAUGAACCUCUGGAAGCGUGUACAGAAGAAGGUCGAGCACAAUUCGAAUAUCCGUGCUGCAGUACGUGAAGGAGCAAGCGGCGACAUUACGCGCAUGUGGGAAUGGAUUGGACCUGUUCGGUUACUGGAAGAUGGACACAGCAGUGGAAAGCGCGACGGUGGACGGCGUAGCCUGGGCUGGAUGUCAACGCCCGGCAGCAGUCCGCCCGAGCCGAACGUGGAAGGCCAACGUUGGGAUGACGGACAUCCGCAGUACUAA